AUUCUUCCCCCGGUAUCCUUUGGAAGGUUGGCCACUUACUCUGAACAAGGAAACCAACUGGAAAUCUGUGGAAAAGGAAAUGAGCAUCUUUCAAACAUGACACCCAUGAGCACAAGGAACUAUACUUGUAAGUUACUCAUACAUACCAGGAUUAUUUUAUGAAAGUGCUCGAUUUAAUUUAACUUCAUCCUCAUCAUAAACAAGUUGGUCUUACAUUUCAAAUGGAACAGUCUUCUAUGUGAAGGAAAGGUGAAGGCACAGCCCUUCUCGACGGGGAGGAGGAUUACAGGAAAGGUCUCUGAGCCACAACUUAUCACACACUGUCCAGCCUCUGGGCGCACUCCAGUCUCUGCUGUGUGCGCUUCACGGUUCAGAAAAUGGAGAAUAAGAUAAACGGAAGGAUGGGCGCCAUCAGUACUUCGAUCGCUGAUUCUACUGCUACAAGAGUAAGUGACUUGAUUGAAGCUGGGUACAGUAAUACUAAGUUGCCCACCGAGUCACAUUCUCUACCUUGUGCAGCCUCCUCUGUGCGUAAUUUUGGAAACGCCGACACCCUGAUCCACGGUCUAACUUCAAGCGGUGACGGCGCAGUUUUCAAAGACUGUAACAUACCAGAUGGCUCACUACCUGUCAAACAGUUUUAUGAUCGUAGUGGUGAGCAUCUGAAAUGUGACGGUGUGCCAUGGGAAGAUUUAGUAAAAGCUCAGAGAACGAAUGUGGCUACAUCCGCCAGUUUACCAGGCGAAAGUUUAAGCCUCUCCACGACUACCGGAGCAUGCAAAUUCAUCAAAGACGAAAACGAGCCUUCUAUGAUUAUGGACACCCACUGUCCCAGUUUUGAUCCAUCAUCGGAAAUACCUGCUCUCGGCGCCUGCUGUGACACUGACCUGAAGCAGCAGCUGGGGCUGAGUGAUGGAGAGCCGUCAAACUUCAUGCAGUCAGUGGCAGGGCCGGGGCUGGAGGGUUCGCCAAACUUCCUGAUCGACCUGAACCAGUCUGAACAUCUACCGGGCCAGGUGAGGACUAAUUUGUCCGGGAAAGCUGUCAUGAACUUUGAUAGCAAAACACACGCACACUCGCAACUGACAGUGUACAAGAACGAGGCUUCUCGCUGGCAGAUGCAGACGUCUCCGUCUGAUCCUCAGUACUGGUGCCAGACCGCGGUGGUACCCGAGACCCCGUUCACAUCCAGCGGAUACGAUGGGCUCCAGAGCCUGUCCCUGUGUCAGAAGAACCCAUCACCCUUCUCCGUAUUCCCCAGUAUGCCACCUCAGAGACAGUGUGUGAUCUGUGGAGACGAGGCAUCUGGUUGCCACUAUGGAGUCUUAACAUGUGGGAGCUGUAAAGUCUUUUUUAAAAGGGCAGUUGAAGGCCAUCAUAGCUAUCUCUGCGCAGGACGAAAUGACUGCAUUGUGGACAAAAUCCGGAGGAAAAAUUCCCCUUAUAUACUUAUCAAAGGCAGGAAGCUGAAGCGUUAUGGGGCCCUGAAAGCCUUAGGUUUGGUCCCGUCCCUGAUGUUCCAGUCCCACUUGGCCAUGUCCAGUGACAAUCAGGCCCUGAAUCCCAUGCCUUGCAGAGUAGGCAUCUGUGAGGUACAACUCAACCAACAGAUCGUCGGUAUCCUGGAAAACAUUGAACCAGAGGAUGUGCAUUCUGGUUAUGACAACCCUCAGCCGGAUGUUCCCCAUCUUCUGCUCAGCACUCUCAACCAUCUGUGUGAGAAACAGCUGCUGUCCAUUGUCAAGUGGUCCAAGGCUCUGCCAGGGUUUCGUAAUCUUCACAUCAACGAUCAGAUGACCCUCAUUCAGUACUCAUGGAUGAACCUGAUGGUGUUCUCUCUGGGCUGGCGCUCCUUUCAGAAUGUCAGCAGUGAAUUUUUAUACAUCGCACCUGAUCUGGUUCUUAAUCAGGACCAAAUGAGGAGAUCUCCAAUUUAUGAACUCUGCAUGGCAAUACAGCUUAUCCCUCAGGAGUUUGCAAAACUUCAAGUUACUCGCGAGGAGUUUCUCUGCAUGAAAGCCAUAAUAUUACUCAACACAGUGCCUCUUGAGGGACUCAAAAGUCAGGCAGCAUUUGAAGAGAUGAGACAAAGCUACAUCCAUGAGCUGACUAAAGUGAUCCACAUGAAGGAGAAGGGCGUGGUGGCCAGCUCACAGCGAUUCUACCACCUCACCAAACUGCUGGACUCCAUACAUGAAAUAGUGAAAAAGGUCAACCUGUAUUGUUUGAGCACCUUCCUCCAGGCUGAGACCAUGAGAGUGGAGUUUCCAGCGAUGAUGUCAGAGGUCAUUGCCUCCCAGCUUCCCAAGGUCCUGGCGGGCAUGGUGAGGCCACUCUUAUUCCACACCAAGUGACGAUGCCAGCACAGACACCGCAACUGUGCGCAAACACAUUGUGACUGGAUUAUUAUUAGCCUUCACUAAUACUUUGCCAUAUUGCCUCUAAUGCUGUUAAUGAGGUGAACUAGAAUGAACAGGUUCUUUAAAAAUGUUUCGAGUAGAGAAUUAUCUCGAAUAUUAUAAAUUCAGAGGGAUCAAUAAGUAAACUCCUGUGUAUGAUUCUGUUGUAUCGACCUUUUCCCAUCCUACAACUUGUGUACAGACGGUACUUACAAUCUCUAUUUUUUUGUACAGAAGCUGCAAAAUGAAAAACAAUAGAAUAUUUGGUGUUUCUCACCAAGAUUGUAUUCUUAAUAAAUGAGAACUGCAGGAGAGACAGAAUCCUGCCACUUAAACACAUAAAACUCUUAGUAUUAUCAGCAGAGACUUUUGGGAGGAGAAACUCAGAAGAUAAAUAUUUUUAAAACAUGUUUUAAAAAACUGCAUGUGAGCUUCAGUGAAUGAGAAAGAACUCAGCCUACACUGCACAAUGUCCUGUGACCUUUAUUUUAUACAGUAACAGAAUGUGGAUUUUAAAGUCUGUAUCCAGACUAACGUCAAAAUACACAGACAGAUGUUAAUGGGAUGCAUGUGGCAGAUGUAACUCAAGUGUUAGUUCACAGAAAAAAUAUCAAAAUUUCACAGCAUUAAGAAAUUCUUAACUUUUGGAACAGUGUUUAUAUCUUUACAAACAAGUAAUCACAUCUUCCUUGUCCUCUGGUCGAAAUUUACAUCCUAUCCUACUGAAGUUAGUUAAGGUUUUUUCACGUUUUGUAGCUAACAUACAAAUGGACAAAUGGGACAUAAAAACUAACUUGACAAAUGUAAUAAAAAUGUGCAAUAAAAACACAUUUUCAUUUAGCUAUGAUGUGAAGCAACUUACAUUGUACUAGAGCAGAAACACACUACUUGUCGGUCUGAUAGCUUUUUCACAGAAAAACAAAGCCAUGUCAAGAAGUAGGGACCCACAAAUUCAACUGUAUUUCAUUCCCCCAGCAGUUAAUACAAUUAAACUACAUUCUCAAUACCGAUUUUGUUUUAUAUGUUGAAUUUAAAGCUCCUAACUGCAAUGAGCUCAAGUUAACUUCACCAUCUGUGAAAAGAUAUUUGGACCACAGGCCUAAUAAAUCACAUUGUUUAUUUGUAGACCUGUUUAGGCACAUUCAAGACACAGCAGAUGACUGCAAGGAAACAAGCUUACCAUAUAAAAAAAGCAUAUGAAAUGUUACAUAUUCAGGAUGUGGAUAUCAUUUCUGUGAUAUGCCCCCGCAAAUUAUUAUUCCUCCAGUAUUGCUGUUAAAGGCCACCUCACUUUGUAAAUGGAAAAGAACAUCUUGAUCUUGGCAAAUGUGAGAUCUUAAAUACCUUCCUAAAUACUUUUUUCAGCCACUACAGAAAGUCUAACUGUGAAGUAAUUAUUUAAUUUGCAUCAUUUAAAGAGUUAUUAUAUUCUUUUUUUUUAAUGAAAUCCCUUUGUUUUAAAAAAUAUCUUCUGAAAUACUAUUACUGAAGUUACAUUUUUAGAUAAUUAUGGAGUCUGUAUUUUGGAAAUGUUGUGAAAGUAACAGGAAAUUAAAUAUUAAAUGGCAUCUUUAACACAAUUUAAUCAGAUAUAUGUCUAGUUCUCUGUACUAGUACACCAGUGUACCAGUGAAUACAGUACCACAGCUGGCAUUAAAGGCUCCACCUCAUGAAUGUAGCUUUCAUGACAUUAUUAGAAAAGCAUUCUUACAUAUGGCAUAUAUUUUGUGAUAAUUUAUAGUACUACACACUUAAAGAAGUAAAUAUUUUUAUUAGUAUCUACAGAUGAACACAUGAGCAUUAAUGUACAGUAUUGCAUAGCUAACCAGAAAGUGCACUGCAGCAGGGAGCAGGUUCAGUGCUCACAGGCCAGAAACAUGGAAGCUAAGGUGCAAACAUGUUAUGCCUUUUCUAGUAGACUAGACUGAUAACCUCAUUUUAAAUCACAGAUGAAUCAAUUACAUAUAAUGCCAUAUGUUUAUGAAAGUACAGAUUUCCAUUAACAGCCUCUAGUUGAAUAGGGCUAGUUGUUUGCCUUGCCUGCCUUGGGAUCUGAAGCAGAAAGGGAAGCACGGUGGUAAAGUACACAGCAACGUUAUAUGGUGUUUCCCCAGCUACCACAUGUCGAACCCUAAGUUGUUCCCGAUGACCAGUGCAGCGCUUUGCAGGGACAGAGCUGCCAUCGGUAUGUGUGUAUGUGAGUUGGCGCUGCAGAUGCUACCUUCUGUACUGGAGACAAACUCCAUGUGUGUGCAACAUACUUGGCCAAUAAAAGUGAUUAUCGUUAUCACUGAUGAGAGUGUUAAUGGCAAGUUAAAAGAUAAUAUAUUCCUGAGAAUAAAUCUUGUGAAAUGG
Molecule: messenger RNA, 4754 nt
Organism: Monopterus albus (swamp eel)
Lineage: Eukaryota; Metazoa; Chordata; Actinopteri; Synbranchiformes; Synbranchidae
Gene: pgr
Product: progesterone receptor
Exons: 8
Coding region: 378-2354 (658 amino acids)
Biological process (GO): regulation of DNA-templated transcription
Molecular function (GO): sequence-specific DNA binding; DNA-binding transcription factor activity; zinc ion binding
Source: RefSeq, a predicted model, not a curated record